CUCGCCAUCGCCCGUCUCACUGCCGCCCCCUGCGCAGCCCUCACGACGACGAGCUGCUCGGCGACCUCGUCCCCAACGUAACGUUUCCUUAUAACCGUCAUGCCUCCUCCUCAUUACGACUUCCUCAUAAAGCUUCUGCUCAUCGGCGACUCGGGUGUGGGCAAGUCCUGCCUCCUUCUCCGAUUCUGCGACGACGCAUGGACGCCGUCAUUCAUCACGACUAUCGGCAUCGACUUCAAGAUUAGGACCAUCGAGCUGGAUGGCAAGCGGAUCAAGCUACAGAUUUGGGAUACGGCAGGACAGGAACGUUUCAGGACGAUCACAACAGCGUACUACCGCGGAGCUAUGGGCAUCCUUCUUGUCUACGAUGUCACCGACGAGCGCUCCUUCAACAACAUCCGGACGUGGCAUGCAAACAUCGAGCAGCACGCCUCGGAGGGCGUGAACAAGAUUCUCAUUGGCAACAAGUCGGACUGGACGGACAAGAAGGCGGUGACCGAGGAACAGGGCCGCGAGCUCGCCAACGAACUCGGCAUCAAGUUCAUGGAGACGUCUGCGAAGGUCAACGAGGGCGUGGAGGAAGCCUUCUUUACCCUUGCUCGAGACAUCAAGACUAGACUCAUCGACUCUCAAACCGAUGCUGCUACUGCUUCUACCACCCAGAACCCCGAUGCCGUCCGUAUCGGCCAGGGAGCGAACGCAACCGCCGGCAACGGUUGCUGCUCGUAAUUGGCAUCCAUCCCUGUGUUCGUCCACCCCAGUAUCCUCGUUGGGCCACUUCCUGCGCUCGAGGAUAUCGUCAAGCUGUUCGUCGUGUCAUCUGCAUCUGUUUUCUGUUCAUCUACAUAGGUCCUAUAUUGUAAUGCAUCUGCACGACCGGCGUAUACACUUUACCAGCGCGACGCCCACACAAGGAUGCAAGCCUGGGCGUAGGCACCUCGAUUGCGUAUACAUGACGAGCCUACGACGAUGAUGACUACCCAGAACUCUCGAAUGCAACUCCCUUCAGAAAUGUACGUGACUGCCGCCUCUUCCGCCGGGGUAUCGACGCCCAUCGCUGUGUUGCGGGAAUUUGGCGGCCAGGUGCGAAACACUUAUUCGCCCAUUGUU
This is a messenger RNA of Schizophyllum commune H4-8, 1110 nucleotides long. RefSeq names its product ras-domain-containing protein. The transcript has 6 exons. The coding region runs from base 100 to 729 and encodes 209 amino acids. Gene Ontology annotation, molecular function: GTPase activity; GTP binding. The record is from RefSeq and is a predicted model, not a curated record. NCBI's taxonomy places the organism in Eukaryota, Fungi, Basidiomycota, Agaricomycetes, Agaricales, Schizophyllaceae. Gene Ontology annotation, biological process: regulation of exocytosis; protein localization to plasma membrane; protein secretion. Gene Ontology annotation, cellular component: endosome; plasma membrane.